UUAAAAAAUACUUGUUUAACAACCACCUUUUGAAUACUUAAAACUUUUCUAAAAUUAUCAAUUAAUAUACAUUAAGGGGUUAAUUUAAAUUAUUCUUUUCUAUCUUACUAUCUAUAGGAUAUUUUAACUUAAGACAAAGUAAGUUUUAAACACCUAAAAUGCAAUUAAAAUUCCUUGCCAGAUCUUUUAGCUGGAAUGUGGAAUACCUACGUCUCGGAACGAGGUGCAUGCCCACUUUGCAGAUUGAGCACAGCUGGAGUUUUAAAAAGAACCAAGUGGACAGCUCCUUGCUUCCCGCCGUCCACCCAGCACAGCCGCCCGGCCACCCAGGGGGUGGAGCCUCGGAAGGCCCGGUGAGCCUUUCACUGCGCAACCGCCCCACAUCCCCUGCGGGGCCUGGCCUCUCUGCUCCCCCGCACACGGAGCCUUUCUCCUCACGCUUUCUCUCCCUCAUCCUGAUCUGCCUUCUCUCGCCAGCCUUCCGUGCCUGGUCCUCCACUGCGCAGAACAGAACCUUCCGUCCUGACCGAGAGCCGUCCUAAUUAAGCCCAGGAUUCUGGGUGGACAGCUGACGCUCACGUCAUGGCCUCAGUGUGUCUCCAGCUCCUUGCUUUCGUCCUGGCCUUCUGCGGGGUCUCUGGAGUGCUGGCUGCCACCCUGCUGCCCAACUGGAUGGUGAACCUGGACACGGGCUCCAGCGUCAUCACGGCCAUCGUGCAGCUGCAGGGGCUGUGGAUGGACUGCACGUGCUACAGCACCGGCAUGCUCAGCUGCACCCUCAAGUUCUCCGUCCUGUCCCUGCCCGCCCACGUGCAGGCCGCGCGGGCCGCCAUGGUGCUGGCCUGCGUGCUGGCCGCCUCGGGGCUCUGCACCUCCACCGUGGGGCUGCAGUGCAUCCGCCUGGGAGGCGGCAGAGAAAGCAAGAGCCACGCUUCCUUUGCCGGAGGCCUCUGCCUGGUGACGGCGGGGAUCUCCGGCUUAGUCCCCGCCGUGUGGUACACAAGGGAGAUCAUCGCCAACUUCCUGGAUCUGACCGUUCCGGAGAGCAACAAGCAGGAGCCGGGAGGAGCCGUCUACAUCGGCUUCAUGGCGGCCUUGCUGCUGCUGGUGUCCGGCACCAUUUUCUGCACGUUCGGCCUGAAGAAGGACCCGGAGGCAUGGCCCCCGCCGCCCAAGCAGCAGCCCCGCCCCGCCAAGCCGGAGGGCAGCUCCGCUUACCACCUGAAGGACUAUGUGUAAAGCCACGUGUCACCACCACACGGAGCUUUUAGGUGCUGCUGGGACAUGGUCUCUAUUUUAAAUUCACACACACACACACACCAAGAUCAUGCUUAACUUUCUCCACAAAGAUUCUAAAUACUUGAAAAUUGGCAAGAUUAUUUAGAAUGCUAACAAACUCUCAUGUACAACUAUACCUGUUUUUUAAGGCUGUUCUUCCAUCCCUGUUUUCAUGGGUUAUCUAAAAGUUUAUAAUUGGGAGAGACUCUGAUUAUAUUAAUAAGGCAAUAUAUUGAUAGCUUUUCUUCCUUUUUAAGGUAACCUGUUGAUACAUUUCUUAAUUGGUACUUAACUGGGUUUUAGAAAAGAAUUAAACUGCCGGGAGAGGCCUGGUGUGAGGUCAGGGCCAGCCUGCGUUUGCAGUCUGGGAGCGGCCACAGGACCUGGCUUCUGGUUCCAGCAGCGCGGCACAUUAGGGACAGAAGAGUGUCCACCUCUUUCAGACGUCGCCCAACCAGCCACCCCAACUCCCUCUCUACUGGGAACUCCCUGACCCUUUUUCCAUUUUAGAAAAGUGUCUACAUACAUCUGUGAGGACCGACAAGGUGACGUUUGCAGAUGAGGCGGAACUAAAGGAAGGACGCUGGGAGACCACCACAGCGAAGCCACGCCAGACCAGACCCGUCCCCCUGGGGCUUGAGACACGCGGGAAAGCCGCUGAUGACCGGGGUUUGUCGGAACAGGCUCCAGGGGCCUCGCCUGCUGCUGGCUAGCGGCUUCUCCAGGUGAAGUCACCAGACACAACCUAGCCCAGCUCCUCUGCUCGCUCACUGGUCAGUAUUUGGAUGACAAAGCUACUUUUAAGUUGUCAUUUCGUUCUCAGCUUGACCACAUUAACAAAAA
This is a messenger RNA of Pipistrellus kuhlii (Kuhl's pipistrelle), 2121 nucleotides long. It is a transcript of the gene CLDN20, whose product is annotated as claudin 20. Gene Ontology annotation, molecular function: structural molecule activity. Gene Ontology annotation, cellular component: bicellular tight junction; plasma membrane. The transcript has a single exon. Gene Ontology annotation, biological process: cell adhesion; bicellular tight junction assembly. Bases 583 to 1239 code for a protein of 218 amino acids. The record is from RefSeq and is a predicted model, not a curated record. Lineage: Eukaryota; Metazoa; Chordata; Mammalia; Chiroptera; Vespertilionidae.